Molecule: messenger RNA, 1009 nt
Organism: Cajanus cajan (pigeon pea)
Lineage: Eukaryota; Viridiplantae; Streptophyta; Magnoliopsida; Fabales; Fabaceae
Source: RefSeq, a predicted model, not a curated record
UGUGUUGUAACAACAUCCAAAUUAAACUCAUAGAGAGUAAAUACAAGUAUCAUUCAUUUUACUCUGUAUCUGUCUAGUUUCCUGAGACAUUAGGAACAAAUUUCUCAUUAUUUGUUGCUCAUCAAGAGCAAUUUUCAAUAUAUUGAGCAAUUAAUAUUUCUUUGAUUCCAAAGUGCCAUGGUAAAUUAUGGAACUACACAGAGAAUAUCCACCUCCUCAACACCACCAUCAACUGAUGCUGAUAACACUUAUGAACCAAAAGAACUUCGUGAAAAGUUCUACAGAAAUUUCAGAAUCUAUUGCCCCAUAAACAUUCCCUCAACUUCAGAAGCUGCAGGAGUCCGCAUCAUGAGAAACAUGGUGGAUUUUGGGUUAUACUACUCACUCUUUGUGUGGAUCAUACUCUUCAUAACCCUCAUUCCUUGCCGUAAGGUGUCCUUGAUUCUGUUGGUUAUCAUGACCUAUGUGACAACCCUUUACAUUUUGCUGUUAAGGGCAUUUCCCAAUUCUGUUGUGCUCCACAGAAUCAUAGAUAAAAGGGCUGUGAUGGCUUUGCUAGCAGUUGCAACUGCAGUACAGCUGAUUUUGACUGAGGCAGGUGUUCACCUUGCAGUGACUUUGGCUAGUAGUGUGCCUGUAGUUUUGGUUCAUGCUGUUUUGUGGGCUAGUUAUGACGCCUUUGUGAUUGAGGAUGCUUCUGGUUCUGGUAAAGGAGAACUUGCUCCUCUUGUUGGCCAUAAUGGAAGUGAUGCUGACAAUUAUUCUGAUGCUGUUUGAAAUUUUAGGGCCUUACUAUAUACAUAGUCCUUUCUUGGAGGAAAAAAUCAGUGAGAUCUUUAAAUAAUGCAUACAUGUGGUUGUUGUAAGAAUUUUGAGUAAUAUUGUAUGUCUUGAAUAAAACUAUAGGGACAAAAGGUUCAAUUCCAUUUUCUUUUUCCUAUUAUACUCCCUUUGUUUUUAAGGGUACUUGUUUUCUCUAACAUUUUGAUCAAUUACAUUGGUUUUUCAA